UCUCGCGCACGCCUCUGGCUGCUUCUUCUGCGACCCCGGAAGGAAUAGGGACUUAGGGUUGUUGCCUGGCGAGAGGGCGAGAAGAAGAGUGGAAGAUUGAUUAAGGGGUAGCUGUUUAGUCUGUUCGCCCGACUUUCCUACUAUGCUCGAUUUCAGCUGUUUUGAUUCUUAGCCUCUUUUGGAUCAGCAGCACAAGCAAAAUGUCAUGGUUACAGCCUGCAGUUAGCCAGUGCGGUGAAGAUGUAUUUGAUGAAAAUGCAGAUGAGAUGGACAUAGCCCAGAAAGAAUGGAAGAGUGAAAUGGAGAAACGAAUCAAGGAGGGCUAUAGGGACGGUGUUGAAGCUGGGAAAGUGGUAACACUUCAACAAGGCUUCAAUCAGGGUUACAAAGAAGCAAUAAGGGUGAUAUUUGCAUGUAGCCAGCUCAAAGGAACCAUAAGUGCUCUUCUGUCUUGGUAUCAUCACAAUAAACACAGUCCUGCAAUGCUGAAUAAGAUGACUGAUCUGCUGAAUCAAUUAAGAGUAUACGAAGAACAUGUACUUAAUCAUUUAAAUCGUGUAAACCCACAACCCAGUGUUGGAGAUUUGCUACAUACUCUUAAUGACAUGGAUCUUGAUCGCGAAUGCUGCGCUGUUGAACAACAUAAUAGAACCUGUGCUGAGCUCACUAAAAAUAGUUGCACAAAUAAUGGAACAGAUUCAUUUCAAAAUGAAUAUUGUGGCAGGACAGAAGGUCACAUAGGUUCUAAAAGAGCAACCCUUUCUUGGCUUAAAGAAAGAACUGCCAGUAUCAUGGAACAAUUUGGUUUGUCUCCAGACACAGUUAAACAUAUCUAGCUCUUGGCAAAAUAAAUGUGUUGCUUUAAAUUAUAUUUAUAAUAUUCUUUUUGACACUCACAUGAUGACAGGACACCACGGUGAUCAUAAAUACAAGAAUUGGACACAAAGUUGAGAUUGUCUUAAUUUCAAGCUGUCACUGCACAAUGCAGUUGGCAAGACUAUCUGUAUGGUUUCAACAGAUGAUGGUAAUUAUUUAUAUUUCAUCUUUAUUAUUUUUAUAAAUCUGUGACUGUCCUUCAUGGUGCUAGAUUGCGCAAUUUUUUAAAUAGUAUGAGGAGUGUACGAGAUUGGUUGUGAUUGAAUGAAUGGCCCACUUUUACUAUCAUUGUUGUAAAUUUUUGUGUUUUUUAACUUUUACGUGGGGACUG
Messenger RNA from Thamnophis elegans (Western terrestrial garter snake), 1207 nucleotides. It is a transcript of the gene YAE1, whose product is annotated as YAE1 maturation factor of ABCE1. Lineage: Eukaryota; Metazoa; Chordata; Lepidosauria; Squamata; Natricidae. The record is from RefSeq and is a predicted model, not a curated record. Bases 201 to 836 code for a protein of 211 amino acids. The transcript is spliced from 4 exons.